Molecule: messenger RNA, 2161 nt
Organism: Pipistrellus kuhlii (Kuhl's pipistrelle)
Lineage: Eukaryota; Metazoa; Chordata; Mammalia; Chiroptera; Vespertilionidae
Gene: PRIMPOL
Product: primase and DNA directed polymerase
Exons: 14
Coding region: 216-1721 (501 amino acids)
Biological process (GO): error-prone translesion synthesis; replication fork processing; mitochondrial DNA replication
Cellular component (GO): nucleus; mitochondrial matrix
Molecular function (GO): DNA-directed DNA polymerase activity; chromatin binding
Source: RefSeq, a predicted model, not a curated record
GGGGAGGCACGGCCUUCCGCCUAGGAAGCGGGUUUCGGAGGGUGAUUCUAUUUUUUUCUUCUAGGGAAUACCGUUUGUGUUGUCUCAGAGUUUUCUGCUAAAAUUCAAGAGACUAUCACCUUGGUAAAGACAAGUACUAGAAAGACAGUGCCAAAGGUGUAAUUGCUAGCCAUCUUACAUGGGACAGGACUUGGUCUGCCCGCACUUCUGAACCGAUGAAGAGAAGAUGGGAAGCAAAACUGAAGCAGAUUGAAGAGCGAGCAUCCCGUUACCAAAGGAAGCCCCUGUCCUCCGUGUACAGGCCCAGGCUGUCAAAGCCACGAGAGCCACCCUCUAUUUGGAAACUGUUUCCUCGCCAAACGCAAGCUUUCAAUUUUGUUAAAAGCUGCAAAGAGGAUGUUCAUGUAUUUGCUUUGGAAUGCGAAGUGGGCGAUGGACAACGUAUUUACCUUGUAACAAGCUAUGUUCAACUUUGGUUUCAUUAUAAAUCCCGAAAACAUCUCUUACACUGCUAUGAAGUCAUUCCUGAAAACACUGUUUGCAAGCUCUAUUUUGAUCUGGAAUUUAACAAACUUGCCAAUCCUGGAGCUGAUGGAAAAAAGAUGGUUGCAUUACUCAUUGAGCAUGUUUGUAAAGCACUUCAAGAGUUAUACAGAGUUAACUGUUCAGCUGAAGAUGUUUUCAAUUUAGAUUCUAGCACUGAUGAGAAAUUUAGCCGCCAUUUGAUAUUUCAACUCCAUGAUGUGGCAUUUAAAGAUAACAUUCACGUGGGUAAUUUUGUGCGAAAGAUUCUGCAGCCUGCUUUUCAUUUGAUUGCCAGUGGAGAUGCUGAAGAUGAUGGUGGGAUUCCAGAGACAACCGGCCAAGCAUUUCCCCCUUUUUCUGAACCACCGAUUAACCAAGGAGUUUCCUGCAGUGAAAUGUCCACAGACACGGAGACGGGAGAGAGCCGGACACGGAAUUCAGAGGCCCCGGGCGGGCUGGGGUCCGCGGAGCGGAGCAGCCCUGACCUUUCCUUCCUGGUUGUGAGGGACCCUGCAGGGAAAAGGCGCCUCUUUGUAGAUCUAGGAGUUUAUACAAGAAACAGGAACUUCCGGCUGUACAAGUCAUCAAAGAGAGGAAAGCCGGUGGUGCUGGAGGCCGCUGAAGAUAACAGGUUUUCUCUCACUGAGUCAGAGAGUGCGUCUGAAGAGGAACAGUACUUCCUGUCUUCUCUGGUCAGCAAUGUCAGAUUCUCAGAUACCUUACGAGUACUUAGAUGUGAUGCAUCCGAGAAUAAACAGAAACAGGCUGGGCAUUUAAAUAGUACCAGCACUUCAGUAGAAAGCAUUGAAGGUUUUCAGGGCUCGCCCUACCCUGAAAUUGAUCAGUUCGUUCGUUCUUUGGUGAAUAAAAAUGGCAUUAAAGGAGGGAUUCGGCGAUGGAACUACUUUUUUCCAGAAGAAUUAUUGGUUUAUGACAUUUGUAAAUAUCGCUGGUGUGGAAACAUUGGAAGAGCUCACAGGAGUAAUAAUAUCAUGAUUUUGGUUGAUCUGAAAAAUGAAGUUUGGUAUCAAAAAUGUCAUGACCCCAUAUGUAAAGCAGAAAACUUCAAAUCUGACCGUUUUCCUUUACCUGCUGAAAUAUGCCUCCUGUCUCUUCUCAAAGAGACCAGGUGGCUUCUAAACAGCAGACAUUACUGCUCGGUUCUGGAGGCUGGGAGAUCUCAAAGUGCUGCCUGAUGAGGGCCAGCUUCCCGGUCAGAUGCAGCUGUCAUGUGGCACCUGUGUCUGCGUCCCCCGUGGCAGAAGGGAGCGUUCUCAGGGUCUCUUAAUAAGGGCACUAAUCCUGUUAGUGAGGGCUCCACCUCAUGAUGUAAUCAAGUCCCAAAGGCCUCGCUUCUAAAUACCAUCAUGUGGGUGUUAGGGUGUAACAGCCGAUUUUAACAAAUCUCUUGAAAGGAGGCUGCAAGCAUCAAACCCUUCAUCUCUUAAUAUUUAAGCUUGUAGCUGGAGAAUAAAGGCAUUUUAUUAAAUUCAGGAAUUUAAUGUUGAUACAAUACUGUAUUCUGAUAUACAAUCCAGUCACGUUUUGACAGUUGUCUAAACUUUUUUUAAAUAGAGAAAUAAGUCUGUUCAGAUAGAUCUACUUUCAAUUUGCCGUCAGCUGGGCUAUCCACUUU